UGGAGCUCUUGCUAUAGCCGGUAUAUGAACGUGGGGUAUUUUUCUUUAUGCUUUACUGCAUGAGUUCUCUACCACAAGCACGCCUUGCUCCUUCAGUUGGAGAAGAUAUUGGAAAAGGCUCCCUGCUUCCAUCCUGCCCCUGGAUCUGCUGGGCUGCUGGCUCUGCUUCUGAGCGGCCUGCCCAGCCUUGCUCUGUCCUGUCUAUAGGGAACAUCUGGUGCCUGAUCUUACAGGGCCAGCUGGAGGAGGCUGCGUACCAGCUGGAGUUCUUGAAGGCGGUACAACAGUCCCUUGGGAAAUCUGAGGUGCUGUUUUUCCUGCAAGCCCUUGUAGCAUCUAAGAAGCAAAAUGGAGAGCAGGAGGCCACAGAGCUCCUGAAAGAGGCUGUGGAGCUGCACUUCUCCAGCAUGCAAGGCCUGCCCCUGGGUCCUGAGUACUUUGAGAAGUUGGACCCUCUCUUUCUGGUCUGCAUUGCCAAGGAGUAUCUGCAUUUCUGUCCUAAGCAG
Nannospalax galili (Upper Galilee mountains blind mole rat) is the source of this 506-nucleotide messenger RNA. Its product is annotated as tetratricopeptide repeat protein 21A-like. The record is from RefSeq and is a predicted model, not a curated record. The annotation marks the transcript as partial. Gene Ontology annotation, biological process: intraciliary retrograde transport; protein localization to cilium. The transcript has 2 exons. Gene Ontology annotation, cellular component: intraciliary transport particle A. Lineage: Eukaryota; Metazoa; Chordata; Mammalia; Rodentia; Spalacidae.